Molecule: messenger RNA, 1161 nt
Organism: Brugia malayi
Lineage: Eukaryota; Metazoa; Nematoda; Chromadorea; Rhabditida; Onchocercidae
Product: putative ACR, COG2106 family protein
Exons: 9
Coding region: 1-1161 (386 amino acids)
Source: RefSeq, a predicted model, not a curated record
AUGUCGGAAGAAAUAAUAAACGAUAAUGGUAAGGAACGACUGAAGAAGCGAAAUGGAAAUAUGUUCAAGAGAAAAAAGGAAUUGUCAUGGCGAAAGAAAAAAGCUGCGAUGAAGCAAUUUCGUGAAGAUAUAUUGUUGGAACAAUUAAUUCGAAAGCCUGAAGUUAGUAAUGCUUUAGUAGCGGAUACGAACGAUGUCGGCAUGAAUAAAAUCAGGAAUAAUGGAAAAUUUGUGAUGUUAAGCAUAGCACUUCCUGGAUCAAUAUUGAAUAAUGCGCAAAGUCCAGAGCUAAGGACUUAUCUUGCUGGACAGAUAGCGCGUUCGGCUGCGGUAUUCUGUAUAGAUGAGAUUGUUGUUUAUGAUGAGACAGCUCGAAUGAAAUCACAGCAGCGCGAAGAUUACUGCAACGGACAAUGGUAUCCAGAUUUGCCUGUUCAUAGUGGCAAUGUGGAAUGUAACUUUCACCUGGCAAAAAUCUUGGAAUUUAUGGAUUGUCCACAGUACUUGCGGAAAACUUUAUUUCCCCUUCAAAAAACUUUAAAAUAUGCUGGUAUUCUUAAUCCGUUGGAUUGUCCUCAUCAUCUGCGUGCAUCAGAUUUGAGUGUCCCAUAUAGAGAAGGUGUUGUUCUGGAUAAGCCAAUAAAAGCAGGUCGUGGACCUAUUUGUAACGUCGGUUUGUACAAAGAAGUCCAAAUUAAUGAGGAUGUCACACUUAAAACUGGAACUCGCGUUACCGUAAAAAUAUUGGACAUUUACUCGGAAAGAAAGCGAUAUCAUGGGUGCUUGGUGAAUUCUAAACAAAUAAAGCAAGAAGCUGGAUUAUACUGGGGCUAUAAAGUACGCCUUGCACUAAGCCUUUAUGAUGCAUUGAAUGCUGAGGAAUAUGAUGUUAUCAUAGGAACAUCAGAACGGGGGAAACCAGUGAGCAAAUUUGAAAUGUCAUUUUCUGGAAAAAACCGAAUUUUAAUCGUUUUUGGUGGGCUGGAAGGGUUAGAGACAGCCGUAGAAGCUGAUAAAAAUAUCAAUUGUUCAACUCCUGAAGAACUUUUUGAACAUUACCUGAACGUUGUACCUGGACAAGGAAGUCGAAUCAUCCGAACGGAAGAAGCAAUACCAAUAACCUUAGCCACACUGAGACCUAUGAUUUGUACUGAUUUAUGA